This is a messenger RNA of Gaeumannomyces tritici R3-111a-1, 1416 nucleotides long. RefSeq lists its product as hypothetical. The transcript has a single exon. The record is from RefSeq and is a predicted model, not a curated record. Lineage: Eukaryota; Fungi; Ascomycota; Sordariomycetes; Magnaporthales; Magnaporthaceae. Bases 88 to 1416 code for a protein of 442 amino acids. Gene Ontology annotation, biological process: proteolysis. Gene Ontology annotation, molecular function: aspartic-type endopeptidase activity.
AGAAGCCCCAGUCACUCUCUAGGUCGCCUUCAGCACCAGUCAUUCGUUAAACAAACCUCCCCCCGGACUUCUCCACCACCCCCGACGAUGCCUUCUAUCACCCAGGCCCUCGUGGUCCUCUGCUCGGCCGUGGCCGCAGUCUCGGCCAGCCCCGUGGCGGCCCUCAGCCUCGAGGGAGGCCAGACGGCGGACGCGUCCCUCGCGCAGGUCAUCAGCCCGGGCGUGGCCAGGCGCGACCCUUCGGUCGAGCUCUUCGAGGCCUACACCAAGCACGGCAUGCACGUGCCGCGCGAGCUGGCCGCCUACGUCGAGGCCUCCAAGCGGCGCGAGGCGGCGGCGGCGGCGAACCUGCGCGGCCGCGGCCUGCGGGGCGGCGCCAACCUCAAGCCGCACGACGGCGAGAAGGACUGGCUCACCACUAUCAAGGUCGGCUCGCCGCCGCAGACGCUGCACGUGGUCCUCGACACCUACAGCAGCACCAGCUGGAUCUACAGCGACCUGAUGCCGGCCGAGCAGCAGCGCAACCACGGCGUCUACCGGCCCUCCAAGAGCAAGACCGCGUCCAAGAUGGACCUCGAGUACAGCAUCGAGUACCAGGACGGCCAGUUCAGCGGCACGCUCUCGGGCGGCAUGGUGGCCGACGUCAUCAGCCUCGGCAACUGCAUCGAGCACAAGCAGCCCUUCAUGGCCGUCAACAAGACCAGCCGGCCCGACGUCGGCGGCUUCAGCGGCGUCGACGGCGUGCUGGCGCUCGGCUUCAGCGGCUGGGAGGACAUCGCCGACAAGAGCAUCGCCGAUGCGUCCCGGUCCUUCUUCGAGAACAUCAAGGGCAACCUGUCGGCGCCCGUCAUGGGCUUCGACCAGCGGCACAAGAAGUCGGGCUGGGUCGACCUCGGCGUCGUGCCCAAGGAGCGCUACGUCGGCGAGCUGUCGUACCUGCCUGUUGACAGUAGCAACCUCUCCUGGAACAUGACGGCCUCGGGCUACGCCAUCGGUAGCGCCGACAACUUCAAGGCCGAGCCGCUCUUGGGCGUGGCCGACACGGCCACCACCUUCCUCCUGCUGCCCGACAGCAUCUGCAAGCCCUACUACGCCCAGGUCAAGGGCUCGUACUACGACAGCCCCCAGGGCGGCUACGCCUUCCCCUGCGACUCCAAGCUGCCCGACUUCUUCGUCAGGAUGGGCCAGACCGACAUCAGGGUCCCCGGCAGCUACAUCAAGUACAGCGCCCUCACCGACGACGACGGCAAGCGCAACGGCAAGUGCUUCGGCGGGCUCCAGAUCGCGUGGAUGGACUUCCUCGGCGACGGCACCAAGAUCAACGUCUUUGGCACCACUAUCCACAAGGCCGCCUACGUCGUCUACGAGGACGCGCAAGCCGGCCCGAGGAUCGGCUGGGCGAACAAGAAGCUGUAG